AUGUUUUUCAAGUCCUUGGCCAUUGCAUCGAUAGGUUUUUUGGCCAAGCAGGCAUCUGCGGCCUUUGGAAUCACUACUAGCUCUGACUCCUAUGUAAUCGAUGCUGGCUCAGCAAACGACCUUGUUUUUACUGUCAGCCGGACAAAUUGUGACAUAACAUCUAUCAACCACUUCGGAUCCGAGCUUCAAUACAAGUCAACUGGUUCUCAUAUCGGAUCAGGUCUUGGUAGCGCAACUGUUUCGGCGACCGAGAGUGGCGACUACAUCAAGGUGACCUGCGAAACGUCCACCUUGACACAUUACUAUGUUGUCCACAAGGGAGAUUCCAUUAUCCACAUGGCAACUUACACAAUUGCAGAGCCCAGUAUUGGAGAACUUCGAUACAUCGCCCGCCUUAAUGCCGACCUGCUUCCCAACGAAGAGCCAUUUGGCGAUGUGUCCAACAUUGGAGGUGGUACUGUUAUUGAGGGAGCGGAUGUGUUCUUGGUUAACGGAGAAACACGAAGCAAGUUCUACUCUAGCCAACGGUUUAUUGAUGACAAAAUCCACUGUGUUUCUGGAAGUGCACACCGCGUGUGCAUGAUCUUGAACCAAUACGAAACAUCUUCUGGUGGACCGUUCCAUCGAGAUAUAAACACCAACAAUGUCGGCUCUUACACUGGCCUAUACUGGUAUAUGACUGAGAGCUACCGCCAGGGCCUGCAUGGCCCGUACUCGAUGACCUUCAGCCUGAACGGAACCCCCAGUUCCACCCUUGACACAUCGUUCUUUGCCGAUCUCGAUAUCAAAGGAUACGUCGCCACAUCUGCUCGAGGCUAUGUUAACGGUACUGCAUCUGGGGCUGACUCGACUUUCAAAUGGGUGAUUCACUGGAAAAACGACGUCGCACAGUACUGGACCUACACUUCGUCUUCCGGAGUUUUCACCUCCCCUGCCAUGAAGCCCGGCACCUACACUAUGAUCUACUAUCAGGGCGAAUAUGUCGUUGCUACCUCUUCUGUGACUGUUACUGCCGGAUCAACCACGUCGAAGAGCAUAUCCGGGUCUGUGAAAACCGGAACAACAGUCUUCAAGAUUGGAGACUGGGAUGGAACACCAAACGGCUUCCGAAAUGCAGCCUACCAGCUCCGCAUGCAUCCCUCCGACACCCGCAUGUCUUCUUGGUCCCCGGGCACCUAUACAGUCGGCACCUCUCUAGUUUCUGAUUUCCCCAUGGCUCUCUUCAAAUCGGCGAAUUCACCUAUGAUAAUCAAGUUCACAGCAUCCUCUUCGCAAACCGGAGCUUCAACUCUGAGAAUUGGCACAACACUUUCAUUUGCUUCUGGGCGGCCUCAGGUUAACGUCAACAGCUAUUCUGGUCCCAUUCCUUCUGCUCCAACUAACCUCAAGUCCCGUGGCGUGACUCGCGGCGCGUAUAGAGGAUUUGGCGAGGUUUACGACAUCUCGAUCCCGGCAGGAACUAUCGUCGCUGGGUCUAACACUAUCACCAUCAGCGUUGCUUCUGGUAGCUCUGGAGAUACUUACUUGAGUCCAAACUUUAUCUUUGAUUGCGUAGAGCUCUUCCAGUAA
Molecule: messenger RNA, 1569 nt
Organism: Penicillium digitatum Pd1
Lineage: Eukaryota; Fungi; Ascomycota; Eurotiomycetes; Eurotiales; Aspergillaceae
Source: RefSeq, a predicted model, not a curated record